AUGAUUUUUCGUUGGCAGUAUCGACUCAACUAUAAAAUAGCUUCUGUUGGCUGGACGACCAUUUUCAACCAAGCUUCGGGCUUCAAAGUUUCUUGGCAUUUACCUGACGGCACCAACACCAAACAAAAGCGGUCUAUUUAUGAUUUACACGAUGACAUUAAAUUUUUGUACCAGAGCCACGGGCUUAAUGGUCAAUCCUGCCUCGCACGAAACAUUUGCGAAGCGAUGAGGUACGCGAAGCGUGAGGACGGCGUUAUGGCGAAGAUAUUAAAAUUGUUAGCGCGAACAUCAAAUACCAAUUGCACCAAUUGUACUGACGAGAAGGACUUCGAGGUUGAGUGCCACCGAUAUACACGCCGUUGUCCUCUGCAAUUAAUUAGUAUCGAUGACUUUUCUGAGCACUAA
Cotesia congregata is the source of this 405-nucleotide messenger RNA. Lineage: Eukaryota; Metazoa; Arthropoda; Insecta; Hymenoptera; Braconidae. The record is from the annotation of a GenBank genome assembly.